This is a messenger RNA of Suncus etruscus (white-toothed pygmy shrew), 993 nucleotides long. RefSeq names its product protein EOLA1-like. Lineage: Eukaryota; Metazoa; Chordata; Mammalia; Eulipotyphla; Soricidae. The record is from RefSeq and is a predicted model, not a curated record. The coding region runs from base 115 to 681 and encodes 188 amino acids. The transcript is spliced from 3 exons.
UCGGCUGCCGAGUCGACUCCUCGCCCUGGGAAAGCAGUGUUGCAGAUCCUGUCCAUCCCCGGGCCCGGCCAGUCCUGCAGACUCUUCCAUAAGGCCCCCAAAGAACUCUGGAAAAUGAAGUUCAACUGCCUCUCCUUUCGCCAGCCUUAUGCAGGCUUGGUCCUCAGUGGUGUCAAGACCUUGGAAACGCGCUGGCAGCCACUGCUGAGGGAGCAUCAGAAUGGUACCAUUGCCAUCCAUAUAGCCCAUAGGGAUUGGGAAGACUCUGCCUGGAGGGAGCUGCUGGCGAGGCUUGGCAUGAACCCCAUUCAGAUUCAGGUAUUGCUGCAUGAAGGGGACAAGUUUGGCCGUGGAGUGAUAGCUGGACUUGUGGACAUUGGGGAGACAUUCCAGUGCCCAGAAGACUUAGUUCCUGCAGAGGAGGAGCAGCUGGAAAAUCAAGCUGUGUUGAGCAGCCUGAAACACAAGUACCUGACUAUACUCUCCAACCCCAGGUGGUUACUGGAACCCAUCCGCAGACGUGGCGGGAAGGGCAUCUUCCAGGUGGACAUUCCAGAGCACCUCAUCCCUUUGGGGCAGGAGGCUAGUGAGUGGGAUGGAGAAGGGAAGGAGAGACCAGCUACAUCUCAACCCUGUCACCACUCCAUCACUUCACAGAGCAGCCAUCCAGGUUCAACCUGAACCCUACUGCAGGAAUCCAGUGUUUAGCUGAUGAAGAAGGGGAAGGAGAGACCAGUUAUAUCUCGACCCUGUUAACACUCCAUCACUUCACAGAGCCUGAACCCUAUUACAGUGCCAAGCCUGACCCACCAUGUCUUAUUCACGGCUCUCCUCACACAAGAGAACAGGUCAGGGACCCUCCUGGUGAGCCCCUCUCUAGGAUCAUGCACAGGGCUUCAAGUGCUUAGAGUUAUAGAAUAGAGGAAAAGUUAGUCAGUGUUCUGACAUGACCUCUAGUUUGGUCCUGAUUUCUGGGUUCUUCCAAUAAGUAUG